CUCAAUUGAUUGCUUAUUUCCCCCUACAUUUUGUAUUGUUGCAUAUCCAUACAUAAUUUCAGUGAAAAAAUAUGUUAUUUUCAUUAAAAAAAAAUUAAAAUUCAUGCCUCCGAUUUAACGCGUGUAAGGCACAACUCGCCCUUUAUCCCGGAUAGAUAGACGCCGUCCUUUGGUAGAUUUCCCGCUCUUCUUCUCUAGCCGGGCCGGUGGGGUUUCACAAAACGGCGAGCUUAUCGAUUUCAGGAUUUCUUCUUCCCCCGGGGUUUCGCUUCGGCACACCUUCCUUCUCGAUAUCGAUGGGGGAGGUUGGAUCUGGCGAGAGGUUUAUUCUCAUCAGAGAGGAAAAUCGGCGCGGAGGAAACGGGGUUAGGGUUUGCUGACUGGCGCAUUAGGAUUUCGGCGCGGGAUGGCGGAGGUCGAUAGGAACGAUAUUCCCAGCGGCUUAAAUAGGAUCAGGACUCAGCGAGAUACAUCUGAUGAGCCCUCGAGCUCUGGCGGGGAUGAUUCACCGGCCAGGCCGGGCUUCUGGGGGGGUUUUGGCAGGGAUAGACUUCGGCUGCCGGUUCCUCGGGUUAAGACUGCGGGCGAUGGAGGCCAGAGGUCCGGAAGUGGGAAAGGACUCCGUAAAGGACGGAAGAUUUCUCGGUGGUUUACUUCUUAUUUAGCAUCAAAGGAUUCUAAUAAAUCUUCAAAAGGUACUUUUGACAGUGAGAUUUUGCAGGCAAAGAGGUCAAGUUAUCUUCUCAAAGAAAGGACUGAAGAGCAAUUGCUGCUGGAAUGUAACUUAAAGAAAAAAGCAUGUGGACCACAGAAAAGUUAUUCACAUGAAUUAGGAGCCAGAGGUGUCCCUCAACCUACACAGCCACGUGCGCGGAGUUACAGUGACUUGAAGGAGCUUUUGGUUUCAUUUCAUUCAAAGUUUGAGGCAGCUAAGGAAGUCGUGAAUGCUGACCUGGCUGCUUUUGCAGAAGAUGUUGCUGACGCUCUUGAGAAUGGCACUUUGUCAGCAGAGCAAGAAACGGCUGAGUAUCUCGUUGCGCUCUCUGAGAAGUGCAUGGAAAUGUCACCUCCUAGAUUCAGGGAUGAUUGUGAGGGGUUUGUUCAGGUUCUUGCUGAGAGGUGGCAGAAGUCCCAAGGGGGAUGUAUGAAGCAGCUCUUAACACGCAUGCUUUUCAUUCUAACACGCUGUAACAGGAUAUUGCAGUUCCAGAAAGAUGGUGACCCAAUUAAUGAGGAAUCUCUCAAUAGAUUCCAGCAGUGUAUUGAAAGUGUUCCUGCUUUUGACAGGAAAUGGGUUCUUAGUUCUCAGAAUACUUAUUUUGAUAUUAACAAUUUCCAGGAUGAUAGCCACACUAAGCAUGAAAGAGAGGAUUUUAACAAGAUCUCUGUCACCUCAUCAAAUAACCACACAACUUUGUCUAAUGCAUCCAUAUCAACUUUUACCGAGAGCAUUAACAGUGGAGAUGGUUUUCCACAGCCCCAAGGAAUUUAUGGCAGCAUUACUGAAAGGCUAUUGGGCAUUUGUAAUUCUGAUUUUCUUUAUGAGCAGGAAGGUUCUGAAGUUCCUGAUUUAGUAAUCUGCCGGAUCUGUGAAGAGAAGGUUCCAGCUUGUCAUUUGGAGACUCAUUCUUAUAUAUGUGCUUUUGCUGACAAGUGUGAACUUGAAGGCUUUGAUUUGGAUGAACGGCUAUUUAACAUUGCAGAUGUUUUGGAACAACUCCUAGAUUCUUACAAUCAAAGUGCUUAUGCAUCAUGCAGCAGCCCUGAAAUUUCAAGAAUCCAACAUGCUAGUUCUGUACCUGGGUUUGAAGUUUUAUCGCCCAAAUCGCAGGAUUCCCACCAAAAAAAUGAUUGGAUGUUUGAUGAUAUUCAUGAGAUGGAUACAGCAUCUAUUGACGAUCCUCUUACGCCUGUCUCUGGUCAUUGGAAGAGUCUUCUUGCUAUGAAGCUUGGAUCUUGUCUUCCAUCUUCAUCUAAUGGAAGUCCAACCCCAGCUUCCUCUGUCAAUACUCCUCGAACGACCCACUUUGACUUGUUUUGGUUAGAGCAUAACACCACCACAGAGCUUGAGGAUCUAAGUCAGAUGACUGAACUGGUUGAGAUAGCUCGCAAAGUUGCGCGAGUCAAUCUUGAAAGCGAUGGGGUCUUUGAGUAUCUGGAUAUGUGCUGGGAAGGUUUAUUGGAUAUUCUUCAAAACAAACCUAAAGCACUUGUUCUAGACACUUUUGGAAGGCACAUCAGAAACUUGCUGAGGGAGAAGUAUUUACUGGCUAUGAAGUUAGGGGAUGAAAAUAGAUUGAACGGCAUUAUCCAAACUGAAGCUGAUGGGCAUGUCCCCAGAAAUGCAUCUGAAAAGAAAAUAUCACCCCCUUUGCAACUCUCACACAAGGAGAGGAUUGGAAUUGAUGACUUUGAUCUUAUUAAACCUAUCAGCAGAGGGGCUUUUGGCAGAGUUUAUCUUGCAAGGAAACGUCGGACAGGAGAUCUGUUUGCAAUAAAGGUUUUGAAGAAGUUGGCUAUGAUACGGAAGAAUGAUGUUGAGCGUAUAGUGGCCGAACGUAACAUUUUGAUCACUGUCAGAAAUCCAUUUGUGGUGAGAUUCUACUACUCGUUCACAUGUAGAGAAAACCUUUAUCUUGUUAUGGAGUACCUAAAUGGAGGUGAUCUGUAUUCUCUACUUCGUAAAGUUGGUUGCUUAGAUGAAGAUAUUGUUCGCAUUUAUAUAGCAGAACUGGUUCUUGCAUUAGAUUAUUUGCAUUCACUUGGAAUUAUACAUCGUGAUUUAAAGCCGGACAACAUACUCAUAGCUAAUGAUGGACACAUCAAGCUUACAGAUUUUGGAAUGUCAAAGAUUGGACUAAUCAAUAGUGCCAUCCACAUGUCGACUACAAUAUCAGGACCAGCUCCAUUGGAUUCCUCAGAAAGCACUCAACAGGGUAGAAGAGAGAGUCAGGGUUCUGCUGUUGGGACACCUGAUUAUUUGGCCCCUGAAAUUCUUCUUGGAGCCGGACAUGAUUAUGCUGCAGACUGGUGGUCAGUGGGAGUUAUCUUAUUUGAGCUUAUAACUGGGAUCCCACCUUUCACAGCUAGGCUCCCUGAGAUGAUCUUUGACAACAUUUUAAAUAGAAAAAUUCCAUGGCCUCACAUUCCUGAUGAUAUGUCGCCGGAGGCCAACGAUUUAAUUGAAAGAUUACUUGUUCAAGAGCCAGCCCUACGUCUAGGUGCUAAAGGUGCAUCCGAGGUGAAGGCACAUCCUUUUUUUAAAGAAAUUGAUUGGGAGAAUCUAACACUGCAGAAGGCCGCUUUUAUACCACAUCCUGAAGGUGAAGAUGAUACAAGUUAUUUUAUAUCACGAAAUCCACCCAUUUCUUGCCAAAUGGAAGACAACGGAAGUUCCAGUUGCUGUAUCUCAAAUGCAUACAAUUCUAACUUCGACAAGGAUCCUGAGACCAAUGUUGGAGAAGAAAAUGAAAAGAAGUUUGAUCCACAAGUUAGAGUAGAUUUUACCUCUCUCAAUUUUUCAUUUAAGAAUCGUUCACAGUUGGCUUCAAUGAAUUUUGAUGUUCUCGUUCAAAACGGGAAAGCUUCCAAGGGCUAAUGUCAGGUCAAAGGUGAAUGCAGAUGAUGAAAAGGAGCACGGUUUGCAGGCCGGUUGCAUUUCCAACUCCCCUCAUUGACAUUUUUAAGCAGUUCUAAAGUUGAAUUAAGGAGAAAGAAAGUGGUAGCAUCUUUGUGAAUAUUAAGUUUUUUUGUUACUUACACAAGCCAGGUAUACCAUGUACAUAAAGCACCUCACCCAAAUCAAACUAGUUUGCAGAAACUACAGGUUCUUAGAAAUGUGCGCUGAAUCAAUUUAGGGUUCACAUAGUGCAGAAUUACAUUUCAUGUUCGAUGAACACCAAAAGAAACAGCUUUGGUAGGUUUUUUUUUUUCUUUUAUUAAAAAUGUGCCAUCGCAUGUCCUUUUUUUUUUUUUUUUUUUUUUUUGUACGGUGUAAGAAAUUUGACCUUUAAUCAUGAUGAAAAGAUG
This is a messenger RNA of Phalaenopsis equestris, 4029 nucleotides long. Its product is annotated as probable serine/threonine protein kinase IRE4. Gene Ontology annotation, molecular function: protein serine/threonine kinase activity; ATP binding. The transcript has 20 exons. Gene Ontology annotation, biological process: peptidyl-serine phosphorylation; intracellular signal transduction. The record is from RefSeq and is a predicted model, not a curated record. NCBI's taxonomy places the organism in Eukaryota, Viridiplantae, Streptophyta, Magnoliopsida, Asparagales, Orchidaceae. Bases 407 to 3598 code for a protein of 1063 amino acids.